AAAAGCAAAUGUGCAGAAAAUAAUAGAGAAGAUGAAUUCCACAGAACGGAAAUUCAAGCAGACUCAGAUCCAAAAGGAAGAAGCAUCAAGUGAAAGGGAGAGCAAGGUUUCAGGUAACAAGGAGUCGCAAAAGCAAAUUGAAACUGGUCAGAUGAAAGAGUUUGAACCCAGGUAUAAGAAGCCAAAGAAACAAAAACCCAUCCAAAAAUGGAAGCAGAAUGUCAGGAACAGUGGGCCAAUAGAUCAUAAUGCCAGGAGCAGUAGGCGAAGGAAACAGAAUGCCAGGAACAGUGGGCCAAGUAAUCAGAAUGCUAGCAACAGUGGGCCAAGUAAUCAAAUGAGUUCCCAAAAUCAGAUGCAGAAUACUGGGAACAGUGGGCCAAGCAAUCAAAUGAGUUGCCAAAAUCCAAUGCAGAAUAUUGGGAAUAAUGGGCCAAGUAAUCAAAUGAGUUGCCAAAAUCUGAUGCAGAUAAUACUGGGAACAAUGGCCAACAAUCUGAUGCAGAAUAUGUGGAACAUAGGGUCAAAUAAUCAAAUGUUUUUCAGAAAUCUAAUGCAGAAUAUCAGGAACUUAGGACCAAAUAAUCAGAUGCUAGGGCCAAAUAACCUGAUAAAUCCAUCGCAGAGACCCUUCAGCAAUGGGCCAAAUAAUCGUAAACCUUUCCCUAAUGCAGGAAACAGUGAAGAGAAAUGGAAACCAAAAGAAAAAAAGGCUAUCAAUGUAGAAGAAGUUAAAGAAGGUUUCAAAGGUUUCAAAGGUUCAUCGGUGUUGAAGCAUAAGGGAAAAAGAAAAGUUCCAAAAGUGUUGAAUAAGAAACACAGUCAUUGA
This is a messenger RNA of Penaeus vannamei (Pacific white shrimp), 829 nucleotides long. The record is from RefSeq and is a predicted model, not a curated record. NCBI's taxonomy places the organism in Eukaryota, Metazoa, Arthropoda, Malacostraca, Decapoda, Penaeidae.